Pseudocercospora fijiensis CIRAD86 is the source of this 861-nucleotide messenger RNA. RefSeq lists its product as uncharacterized. The annotation marks the transcript as partial. Gene Ontology annotation, molecular function: feruloyl esterase activity. The transcript is spliced from 2 exons. Lineage: Eukaryota; Fungi; Ascomycota; Dothideomycetes; Mycosphaerellales; Mycosphaerellaceae. The record is from RefSeq and is a predicted model, not a curated record.
GCAUACGCAAGUGCCGUGAACAUUCUAGCUUCAAUCCAUGCACCAGCAUCACCGAGCUCAGGAUGCGGUUCCACACUUCCUUCAGACCUCAUCCCAGGCGCAGCUUCGAUCAACAUCACCUUGGACUCUCCUCUCUCCUCGCCCAAUGCCACCCUGCAAAAGCGACAAUACAGAAUCCAUCUCCCAGCCAAUUACGCUGCCUCAAAUGAUGUCGCACAUCCACUCCUCCUGACUUUCAACGGCCAAUUCCAACCAACCAGUAGUAUCGAGAAUUAUACUCAAUUCUCCCUUCCAUCUAUCAAUCCUAACGCAAUUGCUGUCUAUCCCGAAGGCAUCGGCAACCAGUUCCUCGGAGACCCUACAACUCCGAAUUCCUCUUACAUCAACGACGUACAAUUCGUCUCUGAUGUUCUCGACGAUCUGGAAUCCAAACUCUGCGUCGACACGAACCGAAUUUAUGCCACGGGUCUCAGUAAUGGUGGUUCAAUGACUGGAUUACUGUUCUGCAAUGGAACUGUCGGAGGGAGGUUUGCGGCUCUGGCUGGUGUUGCUCCUGCAUACUAUUCCGAUGACAAAUUGACUGAACCUUUAUAUGGUGCGGGUUGUGGGAAAGAUCGCGAUGGCUUGAUAAUUCCGUAUAUGGAGAUUCAUGGGGAUGUUGACAAGGUUGUUGCGUAUGGUGGAGAUAAUUCACCGCAGGCGAAUACUCUUCCCGUCCCGGUGUAUCUGGCCAAAAUUGCAGAGCUGAAUGGUUGUGAGGAUGAUGCGAAGGGUAUUCUGAAUGGUGGGAAUGUGACGAGGUAUGCCUGGACUUGCAACGAUUUGGAAGAUGUUGUUGUACAUUACAAGGUCAAAGGUCUG